Molecule: messenger RNA, 3280 nt
Organism: Ambispora leptoticha
Lineage: Eukaryota; Fungi; Glomeromycota; Glomeromycetes; Archaeosporales; Ambisporaceae
Source: the annotation of a GenBank genome assembly
GUCCUCUUAAAAGUUCCAAAUGUACACCAGCAACCGGCAGUCGCUCUAAGUUUUAAUCAUGACACUUCGUUACUUGUCAGUGGCUCUUUUGAUAAUACAGUACACAUAAUAAAAAUUCCAGAGAAAUUUAGUAGCGCAGCCUCGACUUCUUUAAGAAAUGAUGUUGCACCAACAAGAAGAUGGUAUCACCAGACAAUUUUAUUUAUCACUAUGCAGAAUCUGGUUUUGGUCAAGGACCACCCGCGCUCACUAUUACUUUGUCAAAACUUGAGAAAUUUGCAGCCAAUACUGUUGUUCGAGAAAAAUGAAAAAUCGUCAAAACCGGAAUGUAAUGUGCAGUUUCUAAAUAAUUCGAAUUUUAGUUUGAUUGGAUAUCGUCCGUUGAAUAAGCAUCGAUAUGUCUAUGGGAUCCUUGGACUUAUACAAUUCGAAAAGGCUGUGGUAACAGAGUGUAAGCCUGUGGGACAAAUUCGCACCGGCGAGUCGGUUAAUCGUAUUUUGGACGUGGAAUUUUAUUCACUUACAAACAAUGCUUGGGAUAGCUGGGUACCUGGAAUGUACGAGGAGGAAGAUAUGCCCGAUCAAUUUCGGCCUACUCACCCAUGUUCUCAUCUUCGAAAGUUACUCUCGAAUAAACAUUUUUAUUUUUCCUCGGAUUUCGAUCUUACUAGGACUCUCCAAAUUAGAAAGCUUGCAUCAGCAAAUGACAAAUAUUCUUUUGAUGAUCGAUUUCUUUGGAAUAAAUAUAUGAUUAGUGGAUUGCUUAGCUAUAGAGCUAAAUUAAAUCGAGAGGAGCAAGCCCAAUUGGAUCAAAGUGGUGCCUUGGUGUUGGUUAUCCAAGGUUAUGUUGGCAGGCAAGAGAUUAGUAUCAAUUCUGAAAAUGUAUCAAUAUCUUUAAUAUCAAAAUUAAGUUGUAAACGUGCAGGUACACGUUUUAACACUCGGGGAAUAGAUGAUGAUGGGAAUGUAGCAAAUUUUGUUGAGACAGAGACUAUAUUAGAUACUAAAAAAUGGUGUUUGUCUUAUACGCAAAUUCGUGGCAGUGUUCCAGUCUUUUGGGAGCAGCAGGGAAUACAAGUAAUUGGCCACAAAGUACAAAUCUCGCGUGGCACUGACGCCACACAACCGGCCGUCGAACGUCACUUUACAGAGCUUGCAAACAGAUACGGUGAACUGAACAUUAUAAAUUUACUUGGUCCAAAAGAAGGAGAAAAAUUACUGGCCGAAGAAUAUCACAAUCAAGUAGAUAUCCUGAAUUCAAGUGGAGCGCAGGUGGUAAUGACCGAUUUUGAUUUUAAUACAAUAUGCAAAAAUGGAAAUUACGACAAAGUAAAAUUAUUGUUACUAAGUAUCAUGGAGAAUUUAGAAAAAUUCGAGUUCUUUGGGCUUGAUACUGAAUCGAAUGUGCCUAUUUUUAAACAAAAAGGCAUUUUUAGAACUAACUGCGUGGAUUGCUUGGAUAGAACAAAUGUAGUUCAGACUAUGAUAUCACGCACAAUUCUUGAACGCUAUCUUCGACAAUUGGAAUUCGCAUCUCGUCAUCAGCUUGAUAUGAUUUUCAAUUUCCAUUCACAUCUAUGGGCUGAAAAUGGCGACAGUCUCUCCAAAAUUUAUGCGGGUACUGGUGCUCUAAAAUCUGAAUUCACUCGAAGCGGGAAAGUUACUUUGGCAGGUGUUCUUGGAGAUGCUAGCAAAUCUGUGAAUAGGUUUUAUAUCAAUAAUUUUCAAGAUAAAUCUAAACAGGAAGUUAUUGACUUUCUGCUCGGGAAACUACUGAAUCAAAGCGUAAUUACUAUUCAUGAUCCGGUGCAUGACCUGGUAUUGAAAAAUUUGAAUAAAAGACGUGAAGAGUAUUCCACAAAAUCUACAAUCGAUGUUUUUGUCGGUACUUAUAAUCUAAACGGACAAUUGCCAUCGAAAAGAGAAUCAAUAGAUAAAUGGCUUUUUGCAUUCCAUCAAGAUUCUUUUAAACAGCCUGAUUUGGUAGUGAUUGGAUUCCAGGAAAUUGUCGAAUUGAAACCCCAACAGAUUGUAUCUGCAGAUCCUGAUAAAUUACGUAUUUGGGAAAAAGAGAUCACAAACUCACUCAAUAACCAUCAACAAUGGUCUACCAAAUAUGUAUCUCUGAGAUCGCGUCAACUUGUUGGUACAGCAUUGUUAAUAUACGCUAAAUCCAGCAUCGUAUCAAAUAUUCGUAAUGUUGAAUGUGUAACGAAAAAAACAGGGCUGGGUGGAAUGGCUGGUAAUAAAGGUGCUGUUGCUAUUCGUAUGGAUUAUCAUGAUACAAGCAUUUGUUUUGUUACCGCCCAUUUUGCUGCAGGACUUUCUAAUUAUGAUGAACGAAAUAGAGAUUAUCAUACAAUUAAUGAUGGUAUUUUGUUUCGCCAAGGUCGCCAUAUUAACAAUCAUGACACUGUGAUCUGGCUAGGAGAUUUCAAUUAUCGGAUUUCAGAGGCGAAUGAAGUGGUCCGUAAUUUUGCCGCGCAAGGAAAUCUACACGCACUAAUAAAAUCGGACCAACUGAUAAAACAACGAAACUUGAUGAAAGUAUUUCAAGAUUACAAAGAAGAGAUUAUCACGUUUUUACCCACUUAUAGAUACGAUAUAUUUAGUGAUAAAUAUGAUACUAGCGAAAAAAGUCGAAUACCAGCUUGGACCGAUCGAAUCUUGUAUCGAGGAAAAAAUAUUACACAAUCUGCAUAUGCUAGAGCUGAAUUGCAAGUUUCUGAUCACAGACCUGUCAUGGCUCUAUUUAGCAUAGAGAUUAUAAAGUACGAUGAAAUAGCCAAAGAAAAAAUCCAGCAAGAAUUGUACAAUGCCAUUCAAUCAUCGUCAUCAUUUGACACUCCGACAAAUGUUUUAAUCGAGGUUGAAGAUACAAAUGGGUCUAAUUUGCCACAACCAAGUUCAGAAUUUUAUCAAUGGUGGAACGAUGAUACUAUAUCUUCUUCGCGAGAUGCAAAUGGACGCGCUACAACAAAUAACAAGCCAAGAAAUGGUUCUACAAAUCCUUUCGAUGAGUUUCUUUCAUCGACAAAUCGUUUUAAUCCAUCUCCGGUUAAUAACCUAAACCCUGAGAAUCCAUUCGAAGUUCUUGAAGACGAGGACCAAGAAGACCGGGAUUUUAAAAUAAACACUGCUACCCUUGUUGAUGUCUCAAUACCGUCAAUAUCUCAGCCAGCAAUAACCAAGGACUCGAUACACAAUAACUGGGUACCACUCACACCAACUAAAGCUGCUUCUACGCUGACUGCAUCCCAAGAAGGCUCUACUAUCACUA